UUUAUCCCGCUCCCUCUUCAUGCGUGUUUUCUCCCACCGCGACGUUUUUGCGCACGAAUCACGUUUCCAGGUCAGAAACGGUUUGGACUAGAUCGCUAUAGGAACGGCGGCGAUCGCUUGCUACAACACAGACAAGGUCUAAUUACCGGACUUUGUGCUGGUGCAGCCUACACGUGAGUCGGAAGCUGUUCCCGACCGGAGGCGCGCGUGCGCUCUAACCACAGAGCCGACGGCUUUUGCAAAGUGGCAGCUCAGGGAACUAUAGACAUCAGUCUGAGGCGCAGCUCCACCGGAGGACACGCACCGCGCAUCGUCUCCCCUUCAGCCGUCCGCGUGUGGGUCGUGGGACAACGAAGCAUUUCCCUCAAAAAGAAGCUCGGAAGCGGAGAAACAGCAGCAGAGACGCGAUGGAUGAAAGAAUACCGCAUUUACAGGACAGACAGUUCAUGGAGCACGCAGAUUUCUUAGGGGUGGAUUACCCCUCUCUCUACAUGUGCAAAUCCAAGCGAGGGAUCAAACGUGAGGAUGGUGGCAAGCAGGACGCAUACAAGUUACCACACCGGUUGAUAGAGAAGAAGAGGAGAGACAGAAUCAACGAAUGUAUCGGCCAGCUGAAGGAUUUGUUACCCGAACAUCUCAAGCUCUCGACGCUCGGACACUUGGAGAAAGCAGUUGUCCUGGAGUUAACGCUGAAGCAUUUAAACGCGCUGACUGCUGUCACUGAGCAGCAGCACCAGAAGAUCAUCGCUUUGCAGAAUGGGGACCGAUCGAUGAAACCUUCCAUUCAUGCAGAUCUGGACGCGUUCCACUCCGGGUUCCAGGCCUGUGCCAAAGAGGUCCUGCAGUACCUGAGUCAGUUUGAGAACUGGACGGCGCGGGAGCAGAGGUGCGCGCAGCUCAUCAACCACCUUCACAAGGUUCUGGCGCAGUUCCAGCCCGGCGCGCCGCCACUGCUCCAGCACCAGCUGCCCCCCGGGGACGCACAGGAUGGGCAGAAAUCUGACAGCCAAGCGAACUGCGUCCCGGUCAUCCAGAGGACCCAGGGCGGAGAGCUUAACGAGAACGACACGGACACGGACAGUGGAUACGGGGGCGAGGCUGAGAAGAGCGACGGCAAAGAUAAAGAAUGUGAGCGCAGUAACGCGCAGGGACAAAAGGCGGUGAAAAUCAAGCAAGAGUUUGGAGACGAUCGGGCUGCCAAGAAACCAAAGAUGAGCUGGCCUGGGAACGGGUUGGGGGGCGCGGACCCCACCAGGCCGGAUCUGGCGUUUAUGAACUCUCUGAUGGGAAUAAGCAGUGUGGGACAGCAGACACCGAUUUGCAUGCCUUUCUACUUCAUCAACCCCUCGGCUGCGGCGUCUUAUAUGCCUUUUUUCGACAAGAACAACAUUGAGAAGUACAUGUACCCGGCGGCGGCGGCUGCUCUCGCGUCCCCGUUCCCGUGGCUAUACCCCGCACACGCCUCGGCGGCGGCGGCGGCCGCUGCUGCUGCCGCGUUCCCCGGCUUGUCUGCGCACUUUGGAGCCUCACCUCAGUCCAAGGACUCUCCAGACACCGAGGGGUCACCCGAGGCCGAGGCGGGCUCACCAGAGGAGCGAGAGGAAAGUCCCGUGAGUGACGACGGAGAGGGUGACGUGGGUGACGCGUCCCAGGAGGACAAGAGCAGCGCGCACGAGCAGUUUUCUGGCUGUCAGAGGAGCUAAUUAGUCUGUGUUACCUUUCUGUGCAUUCUGAUGAGGAGUUUAUGUCUUUUCUUUUCUUUCUUUUUUUAAAACAUAGACUAGGGGUCCCACAGAAGAGGUUCUCGUGUACAAUAUGUUGGCGGAACAGGGGACAGUUGUGACGGCGCGUGCCUUUUGCACUUAAACUAGAUUAAACAAUCUGAAUGAUUAUCGACAAUGAUUGACACUAUACGGCUGUGUUGUGCUGGAAUACGUUUUUUUUUUAUCCUCUUUGAUAAAAAAAAUAUUUUGACAUGGCAGCAUUGGUGCCAAAAAAAAAAAACUUAACAAAAAAAUACAAAAAAACCGCUUUGAGUACUCCAACAGUGCGCAAUAUCCCAAUCAAUGAGUCACUUUUGGAUGUAUGAAGUUGCAACUGACCUCUGCCAAGAUUCUGACCAACUUGGCUGACUCUGACUGUAAAUAUUGUUACCAGAAAAAUAGGCUGAUUCAUGAACAUGUAAAUGUGCACUAAAUGGGCCUAUAAAAGAAGUGCUCCUGGAAGUGUGAUGCCUACAAGUACCUCAUCCCCAGCCGGGGUAGGCUUAUUGGGAGGCACAUUACUGUCCCUCCUCAGAUGAAAUGAAUGGUAUCCUCCUCCCUCCCUCUUCCUCUAAACACACACAUCUCUAUACAAAAAUAAUAACAAUAAAAAAAUCAGCUAUCACACAUUCAGAUCAAGGGAUAAGGUGUUGUACCUGAUGUCCCUCAACUCAUCUUUACAAAACUCUUAAUUUGCUCGUUUGUCCCUGUGAGGAAAGAAAAAAACAAUCAUUCAGAAGAGACAAAACCCUUCAUUCAUGAGGGUUUGCUUGACCAGCAUAUUGUACAUCCUCCCCCUGACUGAAGCAUUUCUGCACAGAGAUGCCCUGACCUCAUGUACCUCCAGGAAAACAUUGUAGGAUAGCACCUUAAAGAUCUUUGAUAUUGAAUGUACCUGUAUUUUCCCAGCUGUUAAAAGUUUGUAUGUAGGAUGAUCUUUACUCUUUGAGACGUUAAGUGCACUUUUUUCUGCUUUUACUUCCCCUCCUCCUCCCUCCUCCUCGCCCCUCCAACCGUCACCUUAUCAUUUCUGCAAGUCAAUCACUGUAGUUCUCUUUGAACCUUUCUAUUGUGUUGAGUUGUCUUGAUAUAAAAAAAAUAAGAACUCUGAUUUCAUUUCAUCAAAGAGAAGAAGAUGCUUUGUGAUGAUUUCAUGCAGUAAAGUGGUGAUUAAGUCAUUUCCCCCCCCAAACACUGCUUAUUUCUCGCUCUUUUAAGGGGGGGAGGGAAAAAAAAUCAUAAUCAGAUUUGAACAGCCCCCCCCUUCACCGCACAUCAGUCGGGAUUUUGUGUUGUACGCUAUCAUUAUGUAAAACAUCACUUUUCGAGAAUCUGACAAAACUGGGAGAAACGCGGUCAUUUGCCAUUUUAAGGAACUUUAUCUCGGCCUCUUUUCUAACUAUUCCCUGCAAGUGUAGUGUUGUUCUGCUUUUCUAAGUUUCACAUGUGACUGAAUAGGCAGAUGGUUUUCAUUGUAUUUUGCAUACAUUACAUUGCUUUUGUAGUUUUUUCCCCCCUUUUUCCUCUCAGCUGGUUUUUUGCCUCAGAUCUGUUAUCAACUGUUCUAUAAAGUGGCAUGUGUGUUUGUAAAUAGUUUUUUUUUUCUUUUUGUGAAUAUACCAUGAAGUAUACAUGUCUUUGUCAAUGUCGUAGAAGUCUAUGAAUUUUUUUUUCUUUUUUUUUUUUAAAGAUUUAACUGAGCAACUGUUGCACAUUUCGUUAAUGCUUUACACAUAUGCUGUUCUAAAUUAUUGCUGAUGAGUUGUAAAAUAAAUAUCAAAAAACUAAA
Messenger RNA from Stegastes partitus (bicolor damselfish), 3552 nucleotides. It is a transcript of the gene bhlhe41, whose product is annotated as basic helix-loop-helix family, member e41. The record is from RefSeq and is a predicted model, not a curated record. Gene Ontology annotation, biological process: regulation of DNA-templated transcription. Lineage: Eukaryota; Metazoa; Chordata; Actinopteri; Pomacentridae. The transcript is spliced from 5 exons. The coding region runs from base 408 to 1703 and encodes 431 amino acids. Gene Ontology annotation, molecular function: protein dimerization activity; DNA binding.